This is a messenger RNA of Phragmites australis (common reed), 366 nucleotides long. RefSeq lists its product as uncharacterized. The coding region runs from base 1 to 366 and encodes 121 amino acids. Lineage: Eukaryota; Viridiplantae; Streptophyta; Magnoliopsida; Poales; Poaceae. The transcript has a single exon. The record is from RefSeq and is a predicted model, not a curated record.
AUGGCAGGGCUGCAGAGAUCUUCACAGACAUUCAGGAGGUCUGGUUCAUCAGGCUUGGUCUGGGAUGAGAUGCUCAUGUCAGGGGAUAGCAACCAGAGGGACCAAAGGACCUCAGGGGAACCAGAGGAUGAAGCCGUGGAGUUCAAGGAGCUAAGGCACUCCCGUAGUGUUGGGUCUAUUGGGCUGCAGCGCAGGCGCAACGAUGGCGUGGAUCACAGCCGGUGGAACAACAACAACCAGGGCUUCCAUACUCGACGUGUACCCCCAGCUCUAGACCCACCUUCACCCAAAGUUCCUGGUUGCAUCUUCUGUGGAAUUUUCAGGAAGGCAGGAGCUUCAGAGCCAUCUAAGCCCAGAAGGUACUAG